GAGCGUGAGUCCAUUGAAGGUAAUACUUCAGGGACAUACAUAUGGCAUAAGCUAUUAAUACUAUACCUUAUAUAACCCAAGACCAAUCGGACUAGGCCUUGUCAAAAUUAUCAAACUCAAGCCACAUGUUGCUUGGCUUGUAGAAUCCCACCAUUCAAGGGGAUGCAAGGACCUCAUCGAAGAAGACUCGCAGCUUGUCUUCUCGUAGCAUGUGCUGUACUUCAAAGCGAGAGCCAAGAUCUGGACCUUGUUGUUUGGCCAGGUGGAUGCCUCUUAUCAUGAUUAUGGUCUUACUCAUCUGGGCUUACCAUGUAUUCAUUGUGCAAAUAUGUUUGAAUCGCGUUGAGAGCUGUGUGGAGGUGGCCUUCUUGUUGAUAACCUUCCAUGUGCUGCUCGUCAUGUUCCUUUGGACAUGGGGUAAGUGUAUCAUCACCGAUCCGGCGCCCAUACCAAGUCAAUGGAAAAUAUCUGACGAGGAUGUGGCCAGGUUAAAGCGCACCGAGAGCUCCGAGGAAAAGUCACGAAUUCUGAGCCAAAUAGCCAAGAGCUUACCGGUCAAGAUGUGCACGAAAUCGGGAACUGUGAGGUAUUGCGACAUUUGCCGGAUCAUAAAGCCGGACAGAGCUCAUCACUGCUCAAUUUGUGGGCAAUGUGUGUUGAAGAAGGAUCACCAUUGUCCCUGGGUCAAGAAUUGCGUCCACUUCCACAACACAAAGUUCUUCGUAGUCUUCCUAGUCUACGCCGACAUAUUUCUAAUCUAUCUUCUCUUCGUGAUGCUCUACUACUUGUUGUACCUGGAAGGCUUUGACUUUGACAUCGUUGGCUACUCUCCGACUAAGCUGUGGCUCAUGGUGCAGCACGUCGUCAUCAUUUCAUUCUCCAUGUGUGUCUGGAUCAUGACCAUGGUCACCCUUUCCCAUUUUAUUAAAAACCACACCUCUGUGGAAGUUGUAUAUCCUCCGUACUUUUACGAAGGCGGCCAAAACAAAAAUGCCUAUGACCUGGGAAUGAAGCAGAAUUUUCUGGAAGUCUUUGGCAACAAAUGGUAUCUCUGGUUUAUUCCAGUGUACACUACUGUCGGGGAUGGUAUUACCUUUCCGAUGGCUCAGCAGGACUUGAAGAAAGUCAGAGUCAAUGGUGGACGGAGUGACGAGGGAGUGACCAGGAUUCAAAUUAUGAAAGACAAUGCUAGGAAACUGAUAGGACUUCAUGAUCUUAAUACUGAUGAUGCGUAAGAGUAUUAUAAUUUAAAGUUGAACAAUCAAUUCUUUAAAAUAUAUAUAUUUUAAAUACUUCCGACUCCAAUUGGUUAACCAUUUAAGAUGUUGCGACUCCAUCAACAUCUUAAUUUACGAGUCACCGGAAAGUGCAUCAGCAUCAGCAUCGGUCUCUAUUCGAAAUUGCACUAUGUCCUGCUGAGUGGCCAACGCCGAUAAAUCCUUCGCAUUCCAGAAUCGGGACUCCUUUCCCCCAGGAAAGGCCAUCGCCUGCCACCGCAUCGCACUUGGAUCGCAGUCGUUUAUAAAACGCUUAACAUUCGUGACAUAUUUCGCAUUUGGCCGCGCGUCGAGCACAGAAAUUUAUAGACUUUAUCCAUUAGGAAAACAAUUACGAGUGCAAACAAUGGCCAAUGUGCGAUGUCCAAAUGGAUGGACUCCCUGGUCAGAGGCAAUGCCUCGGGCAUUGAGCAUAUGUUCAGAUUGAGAUUGUCGCGCCCCCAGGUUCAUUGUCCUGCACAUUGGAGUGGAGAGGGGGAAGUUUAUAUAUUUUCUUAUUAUGCUGUGGCGACUUCUCGACUGCUGCAACACAAAUCCAAUUACCUUCAAAAUAAUAAACUUAUGUACAUACCAAAAAAGGCAAAGAAUUCCAUCCAGAGGCGUCCUUCUGCCAUCGCCUCUGGAGCUGCCGUACGCACAUUUUGCUUUAUCAACAGUUGAUAGACUCCGUGGGGAAUUUCCCGUAUGUCACGACAAAGAAGAUGCUGGAAAUGGAAGCUGUCUGGUCCCGGUCUCUGGAUCCGGCUGCCUCUCUAUCAAAUGCACUGAAAUCUAAUAAGUGGAACUGAAAACUAAAGCAGAGGGAGUUCCUUAUUCUCUUGGCCUUGUAUUUCUUGCAGUGCCUAGACCAUAGCUCUUUGGCUGAUUUCUUUGGCU
Molecule: messenger RNA, 2153 nt
Organism: Drosophila bipectinata
Lineage: Eukaryota; Metazoa; Arthropoda; Insecta; Diptera; Drosophilidae
Product: palmitoyltransferase ZDHHC15B
Molecular function (GO): palmitoyltransferase activity
Source: RefSeq, a predicted model, not a curated record